GCCAAAAUCAAAGAAUUCACUCGAGUUUUGCUUUCAGACCUCACCAACGGACACUCUCCGCUUAUUCAUAUUAAUCGCUUUAGAAAUUACUGCACCCUUCCAGACACCAACUGGUUCCCUUUUGCGGCUCCGAUUUGCCGUGCGGAAAGGAAGUUGUCACACUCCGCAGGGAAUCUCACGUCCACCGAUUAGAUGUUAUGUUGAGAGUGCUGCUGAUUGUUCAGAAACUUCUGCAAGAGAAUAAGCAUAGUUCUAAGAGAGACAUUUAUUACAUGCAUCCAUCUGUGUUUUCCGAUCAGUUAGUGGUGGACAAUGCAAUUAAUGAUAUAUGUGUUCUUAUGCAGUGCAGUCGUCAUAACCUUAAUGUGGUAGACUUCUUGCUCUUUAUCGUCGUGUGCUGUUUUUCUUUCCCUUUUGCUCUCUCAAUUUGGUGGAUUUUGGUUUCUGCAGGGAAUGGGUUAGUUAUGGGCUGGAUAAGAUUCUUUGAAGGAGAAAGAUUCUUUGACUGCAUCAGUUCUCCCAACACCGCCCACCCUGUUCCUGUUCAUGUUGAGGAAGUUAAAGAUAUCGUUAGUUUUGCUCAUUACAUAUUAGUUGUUGAGAAGGAAUCAGUUUUCCAAAGAUUAGCAAACGAUAAAUUCUGUAAUGCAAAUCAUUGCAUUGUAAUCACUGUAAGCAUUUUUCUAAAGACUUUAGCUUCUUUUACAACAUUUCUUUGUUUGAAUUCAUUCUUGGUACAGGGAAGAGGCUACCCAGACAUUCCUACAAGAAGGUUUUUGCGGCUUCUGGUUGAGAAUUUGCACCUGCCUGCUUAUUGCUUGGUAGAUUGUGAUCCCUAUGGCUUUGACAUCUUAACCACUUACAGAUUUGGUUCAAUGGUUAGUAUUUGCAAGUUUCUCAAUUCAGGAAUUCUUCAACAUCACAUGGCUUAUGACACGACACAUCUUCGUGUCCCAGAGAUUCACUGGCUUGGAGCCUUUCCUUCGGAUUUUGAGAGAUAUUCUGUUCCAAAGCAGUGUCUCCUUCCUCUGACUGCUGAAGACGAGAGAAAAAUUGAAGCCAUGUUGCACAGAUGCUACCUGCAAAGGGAGGUGCCACAAUGGAGGCUGGAGCUAAAGCUGAUGCUACAGAAUGGAGUAAAGUUUGAGAUUGAAGCGUUAUCUGUGCGAACACUUUCAUUCUUGUCGGAGUUUUACAUUCCGUCUAAAGUUCAAGGUAAAAUGAAAAUCUAGCAAGUGUUUCGGAGUUUUACACACUUUCGUUUAUGUGUCUGGCACUCUAUAUAUGCAAUUGGGUUUGGGGACAUUUAGUGCAUACCAUGUAUUAAAGCUUUUUGGAAGAUUAAGGUGAAGUCCACUGUUUGGACGGCAGAAUUCAAGCCAAUAAUUUGUUUGCAGACUCGAAUAUAACACACAAGGGUAUUUCUACUGUGUCAAUGUAUUUCGGAGUUGAUCUCCUCCUGCCCAGUAAGUU
Messenger RNA from Abrus precatorius (Indian licorice), 1473 nucleotides. RefSeq names its product meiotic recombination protein SPO11-1. Lineage: Eukaryota; Viridiplantae; Streptophyta; Magnoliopsida; Fabales; Fabaceae. Gene Ontology annotation, biological process: meiotic DNA double-strand break processing; reciprocal meiotic recombination; meiotic DNA double-strand break formation. Gene Ontology annotation, molecular function: ATP binding; DNA topoisomerase type II (double strand cut, ATP-hydrolyzing) activity; DNA binding. The coding region runs from base 198 to 1232 and encodes 344 amino acids. Gene Ontology annotation, cellular component: nuclear chromosome. The transcript has 14 exons. The record is from RefSeq and is a predicted model, not a curated record.